Messenger RNA from Penicillium subrubescens, 1965 nucleotides. Its product is annotated as PAN-complex poly(A)-binding subunit PAN3. Gene Ontology annotation, molecular function: ATP binding; protein kinase activity; metal ion binding. Gene Ontology annotation, biological process: nuclear-transcribed mRNA poly(A) tail shortening; protein phosphorylation; mRNA processing. Lineage: Eukaryota; Fungi; Ascomycota; Eurotiomycetes; Eurotiales; Aspergillaceae. Gene Ontology annotation, cellular component: PAN complex; P-body. The record is from RefSeq and is a predicted model, not a curated record. The transcript is spliced from 9 exons. Bases 1 to 1965 code for a protein of 654 amino acids.
AUGGCCUCCUCCGGCAAGCCCCCGCUGGACGAUUCCCGUCGCACGACGGGGUCGCCGAAAAUGAAGACUCGAGAGAAUGCGAAAGAUACACUCUGCCGUAAUGUAACCAUUUACGGCCGCUGUCGAUAUGAAGAUAAAGGUUGCGCAUUCAACCACGACCCUCUGAAAGUAAACGCGGCAAAUCAAGCAGAUAACAAGAAACGGUUUAACGUCGACUCGCCGAGUUUCACACCAUCCCUCCUAUCCGGUAAUGGCACAUCCGCUCCGAAGAAAUCGACAACUAUUUCCCCGAAGGCUGCGAGCGCAGCUCCGUUCCAGCCCCGAGUCUCGGCAUCAUCUCGCUCCAACACGAGUACACCAACGGGGCGACAAGAAGCAGGAACUCCAGACUGGACGGUAGCCGAUGUGCAAGAGUUUGUUCCACAGGGUUUUGAAGGCGCUCACGUGGGACCUCUUCAAGGCAAUGGCAACGGACUCGCCAACUCGGGUGCCUUUGAUCCGUUCGUUUCGGCCUCGACGCCUCUGUCCGCAGGAGCCGUUGGCCCGGUCUCUGGUAACCCAUACUCCCACGAUCCAACUGCUGCGCUUGCAGGAGGAGCUUUCUUCGCGAACCAAGGAGGCUUCCAGCAGCCGGUCCAAUACCAUCUCUAUGCCCCCAUUGGCCCUCAUAACCAGAACACCCUGGGCUAUCAACGCAAUGUCCACGACCUUUUCCUCCCAAGUGACUUCCGAGAAGAGCUCCAGAAGAAGGCGGCAGCUACCCUUCAGACCCUCCCCAAUACAACACUACCCGCCCAGGUUGAUUACUUCCACUCUCUAGUCCCAUUGGAUCUCAGCCAUCAGAAGAAUGCCGCAACUUUCGGAUACCCAAGCUGGGUUUACAAAGCCCAGUCCAGCAAAGAUGGCAAUUUCUAUGCUCUCCGAAGACUUGAAGGUUUCCGUUUGACCAAUGAGAAGGCCAUUCGGUCCGUCCAGGCGUGGAAGCGCGUUUGCAAUGGGAGCGUGGUAACCGUUCACGAUGCGUUUACCAGCCGGAGCUUCCAGGACAGCUCCCUUAUCUUUGUCACGGACUACCACCCACUGUCCAAGACCCUUGCCGAACAACAUCUGGGCGCUGGAAAUCGUUUUCAAACCCGCCAGAACAACACACACAUCCCCGAGCAGGUACUCUGGGGCUACAUGACGCAGAUUGCGAAUGCGCUCAAGUCGAUCCAUACCAAUGGCCUUGCUGCUAGAGUGCUGGAGGCCAGCAAGGUUCUAUUGACCGGCAAGAAUCGCAUCCGCCUGAAUGCCUGCUCCAUUCUCGAUGUGGUUCAGUUUGACUCACAGCGGACCCUGGCCGACCUUCAACGACAGGAUCUAGUCAAUUUCGGGCAAAUGAUCGUCACUCUGGGCGCCAACUCGCCGAAUGUCAUGCACAACCCCACCAAGGCGAUGGAACAUUUCACUCGCGCGUACAGCCCUCAAUUGAAGAAUUCGGUCUUUUGGCUAUUGAACGGGUUGCAGAAAGAUCAGGACCGCACUAUCGACCUCUUCAUCACUGGCAUCUCCUCCCAGUUGAUGUCGACCUUUGACUCCGCCCUUCAUUUGGAUGACCAACUCACGUCGGAUCUCAGCCGCGAACUCGAGAACGGACGUCUGGUGCGCUUGAUGACCAAGUUGAACUUUAUCAAUGAGCGACCUGAAUACGAGCACGACCGACAGUGGUCCGAGACUGGCGAGCGUUAUUUCUUGAAGAUCUUCCGGGACUAUGUCUUCCACCAAGUUGAUGCCUCUGGGGAUGCCGUGGUCGACCUCGGACAUGUCAUGACUUGCCUGAACAAGCUCGAUGCCGGAUCGGAUGAGAAGAUCACCCUUGUCAGCCGCGACGAACAGAGCUGCUUCAUUGUCAGCUACAAGGAGGUCAAGAAGGCACUCGAGUCAUCGUUCCAGGCUCUCAUGAAGCCAACCAGAAGGAUGCAUUAA